AAAGAAAAGAGGCUAUAUUCGUCAAUUUUCACGAAGGGAUAAAGCCUGCUUCUGGUUUCCGACCAUCAUCUCCGAACCAGUCACACUGACGAACCCGGGUCGUCUCGCCUUCUUUCUCCUUCCUCCUCUUGAUCUUCUUCUUCUUAUCCAUGUAAUCCGCAGACGGAAAAUUUUGGAUUUUUUUUAAAGUUCAUUCACUCUUCCUUGUAUAAUCGCCAAUCUAUUUAUAGCUUGUUGUAUUCAUUCGCUUUCCGAAGAGUGGAGUUGUGUCCCAUUUAUUAAUGUCGACCAUCGGAUCCGUGCAAUCCGCGAAUCCGAGCAGUUGGGCGAAGCAAUUCAGGAAAUCAGGGCUCUCGUUGGAACUCAGCCGGUCGAGGGUCCUGCCAUCCGCGCGGAGGGUUCCGGCUCCGGCAAGGUGUCGUGGAAAUCUCCGGUGCUUGUCCCCGGUUUUACUUUCGAAGCAGAUUAGGAUCUCGAGGGUCGGAGAUGGCGUGGAUGUUUGGGGCAGGUUUCUCAUCGGGCCGCGAUGGAGAGGCGGAACGAGCGCCCAGGCAAACGGAGGAAAGGACGGUGACUCGACAGCCGCGGCUGGCGAGAAGAAAGACGGGAAGCUCGGGCUGAAGAAGGCACCGGCAGGAGGCAACGACAGCAAGGGCGAGGACAAGCCAGUGAGUUCGUCGCGGCGGGAAAAACAGGGGAGGAGCGCUUGGUGGCGGGGGCGGAGGUGGGAAUGGCGGCCGUUGAUUCAGGCCCAGGAGAUCGGUAUCUUGCUCUUACAGUUGGGAAUUGUGAUGUUCAUCAUGAGACUGCUUCGUCCCGGAAUUCCUCUCCCGGGGUCGGAGCCGAGGGUUCCGACCUCGCAUGUGAGCGUCCCGUUCAGUGAAUUCCUUAGUAGGAUCAACAACAACCUGGUGCAGAAGGUGGAGGUGGAUGGAGUGCACAUCAUGUUCCGGUUGAAGUCCGACGCAGCAGCUCCUGAAGGAGAAGUCGAUAGCAGGGUGAGAGAUACUGAGGCCUUAGUCAGGAUGGUAUCCCCGACGAAGCGGAUAGUGUACACCACCACUCGCCCAAGUGAUAUCAAGACGCCUUACGACAAGAUGUUGGAAAAUGAUGUCGAAUUCGGGUCGCCGGAUAAGCGGUCGGGUGGAUUCUUUAAUUCUGCAAUGAUUGCCGUCUUCUAUGUUGCAUUACUUGCAGGCCUGCUCCACCGUUUCCCAAUGAACUUCUCCCAGCAGACAGCAGGCCAGAUACGAAAUCGUAAAACUGGGGGUCCUGGUGGGGCAAAAGUGUCAGACCAAGGGGAUACAGUCACAUUUGCUGAUGUUGCUGGAGUUGACGAGGCAAAGGAAGAACUUGAGGAGAUUGUGGAAUUCUUGAGGAACCCGGACAGGUACAUAAGGCUAGGUGCCAGACCUCCUCGUGGAGUUCUGUUGGUAGGCCUGCCUGGGACAGGCAAGACUUUGCUGGCAAAAGCUGUAGCUGGUGAAGCUGAAGUUCCGUUCUUCAGCUGUUCUGCAAGUGAGUUUGUGGAACUAUAUGUUGGCAUGGGUGCAUCUCGUGUGAGAGACCUUUUUGCAAGGGCAAAGAAAGAGGCACCGUCAAUUAUUUUCAUAGAUGAGAUUGAUGCAGUGGCUAAGAGUCGUGAUGGACGAUUCCGUAUCGUUAGUAAUGAUGAGCGUGAGCAGACACUGAACCAGUUGUUGACUGAAAUGGAUGGUUUUGAUAGCAACUCAGCUGUGAUUGUUCUUGGAGCGACAAAUCGAUCUGAUGUCCUGGACCCUGCUCUUCGACGGCCUGGAAGAUUUGAUCGCGUAGUUUUGGUGGAAACUCCAGAUAAAAUUGGCAGAGAGGCCAUUUUGAAUGUUCAUGUUACUAAAAAUGAACUUCCUUUGAGCGAUGACGUGGAUUUGAGUGAAAUUGCUACUGCAACCACUGGCUUCACUGGGGCUGAUCUUGCAAACUUGGUAAAUGAGGCUGCUUUAUUAGCUGGGCGACUAAAUAAAGUUGUUGUGGAAAAAAUUGAUUUCAUCAAAGCUGUAGAACGGUUAAUAGCUGGAAUAGAGAAGAAACAUGCAAAGUUGCAAGGAAAUGAGAAGGGCGUUGUUGCAAGGCAUGAAGCUGGCCAUGCUGUUGUCGGUACUGCUGUCGCAAAUUUGCUCCUAGGACAGCCUCGUGUUGAGAAACUGAGCAUAUUGCCCAGAUCAGGGGGGGCAUUGGGUUUUACUUACACUCCUCCAAAUGAAGACCGCUACUUGCUCUUCAUUGAUGAGCUACGGGGCCGCUUAGUUACUCUUCUUGGAGGACGUGCUGCAGAAGAAGUUGCUUUCUCAGGUCGUGUCUCUACGGGUGCACUAGAUGAUAUAAGACGUGCAACAGACAUGGCGUAUAAAGCAGUCGCAGAAUAUGGUCUAAACCAAACAAUAGGUCCAGUUUCGCUGGCAACAUUGUCUGGUGGUGGCCUCGAUGAUGCUGGAGGAGCUGUUCCUUGGGCAAGGGAUCAGGGCCACUUGGUAGACCUUGUUCAAAAGGAGGUGAAAGUACUUCUGCAGUCUGCGUUGGAGGUUGCACUUUCUGUUGUGCGUGCUAAUCCUAGUGUGGUAGAGGGACUUGGGGCCCAACUUGAAGAAAAUGAAAAGGUGGAAGGAGAAGAACUAGAACAGUGGUUAAAGCUGGUUGUUCCCCCUGCAGAGCUGGCAUUGUUCAUAAAAGGCAGCAACCAAAGCCUUCUUCCUCUGCCUGCAGAAUCUGGAUAAUUAGUAGCUUGAGUUUAGAUCUAUGCGUAGCAUUGAAGAUCCAGCCUCUGAAACUUUAUUUCUAAAGGCAGUGCCUCCGGUUAGCAAAUCUUCAGAUGCCUGCUUUGGAGAUGGGUUUUGUCGUAACACACCAAGUAAUAUAAUUGUCUGCCUGUUUCAUUGGUUCCUUCUAAAGUUCCUGCUUCGGAUACACAGAACUGCCUGCGCUCGGCAAAAUUGAUGUCCAAAAAUGGCUUAGAUCAUGAUGAACUGAAGGCUAGUGGAGAUGCUAGAUAUUAGAGCUUCAAAGAUAGGGCUGUGGCUAGGUGAUUGACCAGGAUAAUGGAUCUCUUGAUACAGUUAUGUACAUUAAACAAAAUAAUUGUGUAAGUUCCCAUGGAUUGUAAAUUUGGUUACUGUACAAAUCCCUUGAGAUACCCAGUGGAAAGUCUGGUGUCCAAUACAACUUGACGCUUUUUAAGUUCUUAUAUAGUACGAAGAAUGUCCAGUGUACAUACUCUGACUGUUCAGUUGAUUUUUAAGAUCAAGUCCAAUCAUUCAAUAUAUUGAAGCUGGCACUACUAUA
Molecule: messenger RNA, 3318 nt
Organism: Nymphaea colorata (pocket water lily)
Lineage: Eukaryota; Viridiplantae; Streptophyta; Magnoliopsida; Nymphaeales; Nymphaeaceae
Product: ATP-dependent zinc metalloprotease FTSH 7, chloroplastic-like
Exons: 13
Coding region: 282-2753 (823 amino acids)
Biological process (GO): proteolysis
Cellular component (GO): chloroplast thylakoid; membrane
Molecular function (GO): ATP binding; metalloendopeptidase activity; ATP-dependent peptidase activity
Source: RefSeq, a predicted model, not a curated record